Messenger RNA from Penicillium oxalicum, 708 nucleotides. RefSeq names its product DNA-directed RNA polymerase core subunit RPB5. The transcript has 3 exons. The coding region runs from base 1 to 708 and encodes 235 amino acids. Gene Ontology annotation, cellular component: RNA polymerase III complex; RNA polymerase I complex; RNA polymerase II, core complex. The record is from RefSeq and is a predicted model, not a curated record. Gene Ontology annotation, molecular function: DNA binding; DNA-directed RNA polymerase activity. Gene Ontology annotation, biological process: DNA-templated transcription. NCBI's taxonomy places the organism in Eukaryota, Fungi, Ascomycota, Eurotiomycetes, Eurotiales, Aspergillaceae.
AUGGACGGGGAUAUUCCCGCCUCGAGCAGCGAUGCCAGCCGUGAGAUGAGCCGGCUUUGGCGCACUUGGAAGACUGUUCACGAGAUGCUUGCGGAUCGGGGUUAUGAGGUGUCAGAGGAAGAACUGAAGGUGUCACUGGAAGAGUUCGCGCGGAAAUAUUCAGACCCGAUGGGGUAUCCAGACCGGACGAAGAUGAAAAUCCAGGCGCGCCCCACCGAGGAGAUGAAGUUCAAAUACACUGCUCUGCCAACCAAAUCCAACCCCAACCCCCAGCCCGACUGUGGCACCAUCUACGUCGACUUCUGCCCGGAAUCCUCCUCGCUCGGUGCCAAGCAAGUGCGCACAUUCAACCACUUCGUGGCCGAGAACAACUUCCACACCGGCAUCUUCAUCACUCAGGUCCCCUUGUCGCCCACGGCCGUGCGCAUGCUUAACAGUGUCCCCGGUCACAUUGGAGAGACAUUCCAGGAACAAGAUUUGCUCGUCAACAUCACCCGACACGAGCUUGUUCCCAAGCACGUUUUGCUUAGUCCCGAAGAGAAGGCCAAGCUGCUGCAGCGCUACCGUCUGAAGGAGUCCCAGCUGCCCCGCAUGCAGGUUUCCGAUCCCGUCGCGCGAUACCUUGGUCUGCGUCGAGGUCAGGUGGUUAAGAUUAUCCGCAAGAGUGAGACCGCCGGUCGGUACGCCAGUUACCGCUGGGUCAUCUAA